AUGACCGUGCACCCGGAUUUUCCUCUUUGGGGCGUGAAGUACAGUCGCAUCAUGACGAAGACUCCGUUGGACUAUGCCAACAAGAAUGAAACUACCAGCUCAAUGAAUAAUGUGAAUAACCAUAAUUUCGCCUGUUCGUCUCACUCUGCCUUCCUGGUCGUCUAUGCAACCCAUGAACGCAACGACACACUGACCUCCACCAAAGGCAACUUUCUGGUAGGCAUUCCUUCUUCACACUUUUAAACCAUUAACGGUUACACGUUUUAACUACAGCCAGUCAUUAGCCUACAGCUUGUCUAGUGUGAUGGGGAAUACUGGAUGGGACCUGGGGAUGACACCUACCAACAAACCUUGAUCUCAGGACGGAAAGCGACGUUUUUAUACCCUGAGCGUUACCUUCUACAGUCAUAUGAGGCCGUCGAAUAGCAGCCAGUAAUUAAGAGGUACUGCCGACAAAGACAGGGGAGGCUGAAAUAGUCAUAUCUGACUAACUCCAGACCAACUGGACUCGCGUUCCAACUACGGAUUUUGCUACCUAAGUCUGAACUACGCUUAGCUAGUGACUACAGUUAGACCAAAAAUUGCUUUCUCAGUUCUCGCUUGUUGUUAUGGCCCAUGGUCCUCAUUCCUAUAACUGCACCUGCCGGCACUUGCCAAAUGGUCUGGAGAAAACCUUUUUACGCACUCACUUCUUUUGCCUUUUAGAACUGCGAAUCUUGAGUACAUUAAAUGCCUUUAAGAUUGGCUGGAUCGUAAGCCCUCUAGUAGCUUCCCACCUUUUCAGUUUUCUCAAUAACAUUAGAGUAGCAACCUCGAAUGUUUACUAACAUUUCAGGGCAAUAGUUUAAAGCUUCUCAUCAGUGAGGCUGUAAAGAGGAAUUGUUGGCUUCCCAGCAUCCAAAUGGCUACCAGUAGGAAGCAGAGCCCCACAGGGUUCGAUACUACAUUCUCUUCACCUCCCCAUCUACAUAUACGACUGCACUGAUAAUGGCUGCGAUGUCGACGUGCUUGCUGGUGGUAGAAAAGUCUGGACAACGAUCAUCAGAACUGCACCAAUUGGAUUCCACGCAAAAUAAGCGGAUACGUAAAAUGACCUAGGUAUCUAGACAGCUUUGAAUUGAUGCCCUUCGAACACCGUAAAGAAGCUGCUUUAAUGGCAACAAACAUCACGGACUGAAUAAAGUGAGCUUCCAUAGUCGUGUCUCCCGAACUCUUUGCGCCGGAUAUGUGGUACGUUCGCUAGAGCGUAUUUUGAAUGUGGAAUACCAGCGUGGAUGCAGUAGGCUAAGAAAGACGGUGACGUCAUCGAGUAGGUGCAGCUACGGACGACAAAACUGAUGGACGGUUUCAAAACUCCGUUGUCUUCAGAAAGACUGAUCAAGUCCAGUCUGGUUCCUCUAUCCCAUAGACAGUUGGGGUGCAACCCGUUUUGGAUAUUCGUAUCAUCUGAGGAUAAGACCUUUCACUUAAACCUGAAGUUUUCGAGUUUGCAAAUACGAGCCACUUGUGCGAUCAUCCAAACAUGAGCAUACGCAUCUGACCAACGAGAGUUUUCUUUCGGCCAUGAAACACAUUCUCAAGCGAACUUGUGAAUUCUGCUACCAUAACUGUGCACAUAAGGCAAUUGGACAGCUUAGUUUUUGAUAGGCAACGCCUCUUGUUGCAGGAUCACCUACGACCAGCUAUGAACUUCACUUCAGAUCUUAUUCGUCUUGUGUCGUAUCGCUACGCGUUUGUCCUAAAAUGUUUCCGUGCACAUUCCAAACGACCACAUUUCAUGUUUACUGUAUGCAACCUCAUCUGUGCAUCAGGGGCUCCGCCCGCAACUCUCAGAUACAUGCGUACAAAUCUUUCGACGGAACCUCGCAGCACACGGGUGACCCAGGAGGCGCUACGGACCAUCUGGCAUGUGACCAAAACUAAGCACUGCGGUCGCGUUUGCUCGUUUUACGGCGAAAAAAGCGCCCGCGGGAAGAGAUUAGCCGUCUCUAUGCGCUUAGACAGACAUGCAGUCAAUCUUGUCGGAUAAAAGACCGAUUGAUUAUCGACGUUCGCCGUAUAUAUUUUUACAGUAUGCCCGACGUUUGACGAGAUACUGUUUUCGUCUAGGGUUCGCCAUAGUAUUUCCUUGAUCACCGGCGACACCUCUUCGUUCGGUAUCUUAUUCUAUGUUUGCAUUAUUACAGGGCAUGGACAGAUCAUUUCUUUCAUCGAUCCCCGUAUCUCCUCAUACAUGGCUUCACUAUGCAUCUACUUGCUACUCCCACCCCACAGCUAAGUAUCCCUGCGGCUUUCGAUGACGGCCAACGCUCUGCGUGGACAUGCUGCCGUGCGGACGGUUAAUUUUCAACAGCGUGGACCAUGGAGUCCCAUUUCUGGCUGAUCUAAACACACUGUCACAUAGUCCGACCCAGGUUUGUUGUUGUGCAGUUAACAGUAAAUAAUAAUCACUGGUAGGGGGAGAUCACCGGUCGUUCAUACGGAACUCACUCGUUCCGUUGUGCCUUAAGGGCUCUCUCUCUCUAUCGAGCCCAACCAGCAGCCGCACAGCGGCGCAUGAUAUAUAGGCAGAAUGGUAUUACCGACAAAGACAAGGGAGACCGGAAUGGCCAUUUCUGGCUUAUUAGCCGUCGUCAGCCAGCCAUACCCAAGCCCGAAGUGUGGAACACCCGAGCCUCCAACUCGCGACCUGUUGGUUUAGAAGUCAACGCCUCUACUCACCGGGCCGCGAGCCCGUUGCCUUGUCGGUUUUCGAUCGGGAAUAUGCAAUGUUAGGGGGCGCUCACCGAUCGUUCAUACGGAACUCACUCGUUCCGCUGUGCGUUAUGGACUCUCUCGAGCCCAACCAGCAGCCGCACAGCGGCGCAUGAUAUAUAGGCAGAAUGCUAUUGCCGACAAAGACAAGGGAGACUGGAAUGGCCAUUUCUGGCUUAUUAGCUGUCGUCAGCCAGCCAUACCCAAGCCCGAAGUGUGGAACACCCGAGCCUCGAACUCGCGACCUGUUGGUUUAGAAGUCCACGCCACUACCCACCGGGCCACGAGCCCGUUGCCCUGUCGGUUUUUGAUCGGGAAUAUACAAUGGUAGGGGGCGCUCACCGAUCGUUCAUACAGAACUCACUCGUUCCGUUGUGCCUUAAGGGCUCUCUCUAAUCACUAACUAACUAAAUAAUCACUAAAUAACUAGUCAUUAGUUAACGUAAUCGCAGUCACAUUGUGACCACUAAGCCAUCUGAGUAAUCUGUUGACCGGUAUUUAGUAACUGGUGUCCAAAGUCUUCCUAUCCAACAGACAACGCCAGUUUUCAGCUAGAUGUGAAUCCCUUCUCCAGGCGUCAACGUGGUCGCCACUUGCGAUAUUUAGAUUAAUUUGAAAAAAACUUGACGGAAAGACACUGACCAGGUGCUGUCAGAUUUUCUUGUGAAAAUUUCUCCACAUGAUCUUUAGUCUGAAAAUAUGGCAACGGCUUGUUUUAUACGUGCGGACUUUUUUCAUCAUGUCCACUUCACGAUAAAUUUGGCGACCGUCACUAUCUAAAUAACAUAUUGUUAUUGCCAAAUAAGUGCUUGACCCUCACUGUUGUGGUUAAGAUAUCACUCGAUCCCAUUCUGCCCACCUGCCAGCUUGCUACUGAGGACAACGAACGUUGCGCCUGGUCUUUUACACUCUUAAUGAGCUGCUGAUGUAUUAUAUGUGGUAUGUGUCCUAUGACACAGCGUUCCUUGUCACCAGUAGCAAGUUGGCGGCCGAACAGAAUGGGAUCGAGUGAGAUCCAAACCACAACAGUGAGGGUCAAAGGCCCACUUGACAUGCUUACAGUAGGUGAGCUAACCCAUGAAAUGUCAGCCGAAAUUCCAAAAUGCGUUUUCUUUCCGAAAAGGCUACUUAAGUAGGGUUGUAAAACUUAUCAUCUUGUAGCAUAAUUCUAUAAUAAUUCAGUUACCUCAGGAUGUCGGCUUUCAUAUGAACUUCUUUUUGGGUGCAUGCAAGGACUACAUUUUGUAAAAAAAUAACUACUUAAGUGGCACGCAUUUUCCUCAUUGAUUUUCAUUGCCCUUAAAAAUGCAAUUGUAUUUCAUGGUAAGCAUGCAUAAGAAUAUUAAUUCUUCUACUCAUUCGGUAGAAAUUUUUGUCUUCUUCCGAUUUUAUACUCAAAGGGAAGGCAUAAUUCGGUUUUAAGAAAAGUUUCUAAUUGUGAGAUUUUUUAAUACCGUGAAAUGACCGUUCAUAAUACAUCGUGUCUCCGUAUUUGCUAAUGCAGCUUGCGAAGUUUACAAUAUGACUCAAAUCCACUGCUUAAUUUUAUGAACCCCAUAUGAUCUCCUCCUAAUGCCGUAGAGAAAUGUACGGUUUUCCGUACGGGGAAAAUAUAUGGCUUGUAGAUUGGAAACCCUGAAUGCAAGUGUGAAGGCAGGUGGGGUUCAAUAUUAUUCGAGAAUCGGAAAACUUUUUUAAAACCGAGUUAUACCCUAUCUUCGAGUAUAAAAUUGGAAGAAGACGUCAUUUUCUACGGAAUGAGUAGAAGAAUUACUUUUUUUUAUGCAUGUUUACAAUGAAAUAUUAUUACAUUUUUAAGGGCACUGAAAAUCAAUGAGAAAAACGCAUGCUACUUAAGUGAUCAUUUUUUACAGUGUGGUUUUUGCUUUCGGCCGGAAAGAAGUUCAUUCGAAAGCCGACACCCUGAGGUAACUGAAUUAUUAUAGAAUUAUGCUACAAGAUGAUAAGUUUUACAAACCUACUUAAGUAGUCUUUUCGGAACGAAAACGCAUUUCGGAAUUUCUGUUGACAUUUCAUGAGUUAGCCCACCCACUAUAUAUAUCUCAAUUCAUAAGGCCUAUGACGCACUGAUGAUCGGUUACGAUCGUGAAAUAGCCGUCUGCGUCUAGCCUGUUGCACUCCUAGUGAGCUGCUUAUGUAUUAUUGUUAUCAAAAGGUUACCUCUGAACAAUAUAUCCGGCUUCUGCAUGUGCACGCGGACAUCCAGUGAUCGCUUAGGAAAAUCAGUUUUCGCAGUCGGUCUACUGUAUUAGAAUCGGUGGAUUUUUUACAUUUCUGUAAGCUGGGCGGGUACCUUAGCCCGUAUGACCGCUCCAACCAACCCUUACAACAUAGUCGCAAUGGUUGCGUAUCCAUUGCUGGGCUGUCUCAUCCUCCCAAAUAAUGCUCAUUAAAACCGUUUUGUUCCAGAAUUUGGCUACAAGCAGCGGCGACAAAGACACGACAGUGUGGAAUGCUCAUUUCUGGUUUCUUUGUUGCUAUUAGCACAAAUUUGAACCCGACGUAGGUCUCUUUAGAUACUGUCUGAGGCGCUCUGUUGAGUUAUCUGCAGUUCUGAUGUCUGGCCCUAGAAAUGUCAAACAAAAGCACAUGCCUCGCGGCUGCCGCACUCCAGCAACUAGUCGUCGUUGCAAUAAGCACUUUCAGCAUGUCCAGACAGUCGGACGCGUCAAGCGCCUCAUGUCAGCUUCAUAGCAUGUAUAACCGGCCCCACCAGAGAGCGUGGCCGGACAGCCAUUUAGCGUUAGUCUGUGAGGCGUUCUUGAGUCCAACAACUAAAUCAUAGAGGACCGGAAAUGGCACAUGUAGCUGGGCAAUGCUUACUCGUGUAUUCUGCCUUUUAUCUCUGUCAGCCACUUGUACUUGAUACGGCUGAGAUCAUGCCUGAUCUGGCCGGCCUAUCUGAUGUCCGACCUGUACCUCUCGACGCGUGACGAUCCGCGGUAGCAGAUCUGGACAGCUCAACCCAUUCCCUUCGCCAACGACGUAGACCGAAUAUCGAAGGUCCAAGAACCACCUCCAUUUCUUGACGAACUGUGUCGAGCCAGGUUUUGAACUUACCCCCUCUUCGACGCCUCCAAUGGGGCAACGGUGCCGGAUCGAGGGCAGUAACACUGAGCGGCGGGAAUACAGUGUCGCAACACUUAGAAUUGUCUAUUCCCCCACCAGCCUGUCUUACGGGCGGACUACUACUACUACUACUACUACUACUACUACUACUACUACUACUGCUACUACUACUACUACCACUAAUACUACUACUACUACUACCACCACUACUACUGCUACUAAUACCACUACUACCGCUGUUACUACUAAUACUACUGCGGGAAUACAGUGUCGCAACACCACCACUGAUACGGCGAAUACUACUAAUAAUCCUACUAUUAGUACUACUACUACCACCGCCACCACGGCUGCCAAUGCUACUCUACCAACGCUUACAGUAUGGGUAACUAACUGCCAUAAUACUAGCAUCAGUAACGGAGUGUUGCGACACUGGUAUCCAACCCACUGAGCUCCUGAGGUGGACGACGAAGAACAUUCCCGAACCACUUCAGUCGUCUUUCAUGGAUGGCCUGAGUUAUCCUUGCGAUGUUGUCGCAGCGAGCGCGGACUGUCUCAUUUGAGACGAAGUCGGUGAACUUCACUCGAAGGAUGGUCCUCAAGCAGUGGUGGUCAAAUACCUCCAGUUUUCGCUCGUCCUCCACGCGCAAAACCCAGCAUUCACAAGGGUAGAGAAGGACAGACCGGACAGAUGCACUGUACACGCGAAUCGUAGUGGCGAUGGAGAGGUCACAUCGAUUCCAUAGGCAUUUCCGAAGGCUUGAGAAAACCCAGCGGGCCGCAUCGAUUCGGGAGACAAUGUCGUCCUUACUCUGUCCAUUAGGCAGCAGCCUCGCCCCGAGGUACUUAAAACAGUCUACUUCAUCAAGUUGACAUCCAUCAAUCACGAGGGGUGUCUUCUCCUGGUCAGGAAUGCAGCUUGAAAACACUUGGGUCUUCCCAGCGUUUAUGGGCAAACCGACCGACUUAGCGACCUCGUUCACCCGUGACACCACAGACUGCAGACCACCAAAACUUGAAGCAACUAAGGCGAUAUCCUCGGCAUAGUCGAGAUCAGUCAGUCGAUGUCCGGAUGCACACUCAACGCCGUCGCUCAUGCGUAGGGUCCUCCAGAGGAUCCACUCAAUAGCGUAGUUGAACAGUAUGGGUGACAGGAUACAACCCUGUCGGACGCCAGACCGAAUACCGAGCGGUUGGGAAAGAUUGUUGCGGACCAGGACUCUCGUAGUAGUGGAGCGAUAAUAGGCCUUGAUCAUGGCGAUGAUUUUUGCCGGUUCACAAUCUAGCGCCAUUAUCCGUCACGGGUAUUCACGGUGAACGGAAUCGAACGCGGCGGCAAAGUCAAUGAAGCAGACGGCCGUCGGUUGUUGGUAGCUAUGGCGAAAUUGGAGAAUGCGCCUCAGUGUAAAUAUCUGGUCUGCGCAUCCACGUCCAGCACGAAAUCCGGCUUUGUUGGGCCUCGUCCUUGAGUCACGCACAGCCUGGAAUCGCCUGAGUAGGACAAUAGCGAAGAUCUUCGCAGCAACGUCGAUGAGACUUAUGCCGCGGUAGUUCUCGCAUCUCGUCUUAUCUCGCUUCUUGAGGAUAGGUACAAGGAUGCCUAAGCCCCAGUCAUCAGGAACAACCUCGUCUCUCCACGCUCGUUCAAUCACCUCAUGGAGCCAGCGCGCCAGAGUGUCGACACAAGACUUGAAGAUUUCAGCGGGUAUACCGUCCUCUCCGGGUGCCUUAUUGUUGCGCAACUAGGCCCAAUCUCAGUAUCGUUUGGUUGACCGGCUCGGAGAGAGAGAGAGAGCGCGCGCGCAAGGUAGGUGUUGGGCAAUCUUUCUCCAUGACACGUCAGCAUAUUCCCCACUUUGUUAAGUCUGACGCGCUCGAAACUAUGACAACGUGCCAAACGCCGUGCCUUGGAAGGCUGCCAGCUUAUGGGAUAACUCGGUCCUCCUCUCAGGACGAAGAGUCAGAUUGUACUGGCUCCUUCUUGGCGUGCGCUGUAUGGCACUCCCACCUACUCGGGAUUCGAGCCGCCCUUUGUUGUUUUAGUGAAACCACGGUCCUUCAUGUGCAGAUCGGGCAUGUGUGUGGCACGUGCAGACGGGCUGGUUAACUUUGUCAGCCACUGCGCCUGACUCCGUCUCCGGUCGUCUUAAGUCUGUCAUGCCACCAGGCCCAGAUGGACAAGGUAGGGGAGUAUGUAGUGUCCAGGCGGUGAGAAUAUGUGCAGGUUGAGCGCUACCAUCGCCCGGUCAGAUCCCAAGUUGUAGGGAGAAGACGGAAGGCACCAGAAUGAGGGGGUUAUUGUGCAGAGAACCCGGAGUUUUCCUCUCAGGCGGCGGUGGCCACUGAUGAAACCAGAGCUGGUGUUGACUGCAUUCAGUCAUGCCUGAGAGUCACUGAGACAGUGAUGGCAGCCGCUUUUGUAGGCUCGUGGGCCAAGCUCAAGUGGUGUCCAGUCUGUGUGUGUGUUGCAUUUGCCGAGGGGUGGUGUCCCAGUGGCUUGGUUUGCUGGUUGCAGGGGGUGGGUUGCGUUCAAGUGGCCGCAUGCGCAGCUGCGGCUGCGCGGACGCUGGUUUGCCCGAGUUGUCGGUCGUUUGACUUCAGGUCAGCGCGUCUGGAACGGCCCACUGCAAAAGGGUGAAUGACCUUGAGACAGCGAGGUCUUGACCAAUGACACCAGACCGGCCAUGAUGUUUGCACGCCACAAGUAUGUGCAGUAUGCUAUCCUCAUGAACUCUGUCUAUUAUCCUAGUUGAUAGGUGGUAAUUACGAGCCACUCCUGCACAGGUGGACUUUAAAAACCCCUUCAAUGCCCGAAUAAGUUUAAACCCGACCGGAAAUUGGAAAGUAUAUUGCCCUUGAUCUAAACGGCGCAAGUUAUUGGGGUUUGUUUUUGACAGUCGAGGCUCUCCAGACUACAGUAAAAAAAGGUGAGGGUGAGAAGGACGGCUCCAGCACCGGGAAUACUAGUUUACUGUGUUGAGCCUUGAAUUGUCCAUUUAGUCCGUAGACAUCAGUAGUCAGAAAGUGAUAAAACUGUUAUGAUGAGGAAAAUUAAGUGAUCAUUUCUGCAUCCUCUACCGUUGGUGGGGCUGCCAUUUUUUCAGUUUGACUGAGUAGCGCUUGGUAAGAGAGAUGGAGCUCUCUGCCUGAUUUGUACGUCUCCAAUGGUAGGGGACGCUGACCGAUCGUUCUUACGGAACUCACUCGUUCCGUUGUGCCUUAUGGGCUCUCUCUCUCUCGAGCCCAACCAGCAGCCGCACAGCGGCGUAUGAUAUAGGCAGAAUGGCAUUACCGACAAAGACAAGGGAGACUAGAAUGACCAUUUCUGGCUUAUUAGACGUCGUCAACCAGUCAUACCCCACCCCGAAGUGUGGCACACCCGAGGCUCGAACCCGCGACCUGUUAGUUAGAAGUCCACGCCUCUAACCACUGGGCUACGAGCCCGUUGCCCUGUCGGUUUUGAUCGGGAAUAUAGAAUGGUAGUGGGCGCUCACCGUCUCCCUUGUCUUUGUCGGAAAUGCUAUUCUGCCUAUAUCAUACGCCGCUGUGCGGCUGCUGGUUGGGCUCGAAACAGAGUCCGUAAGGCUGUCUGUCUGCUUUUUGUUCCCAAAACGGGCCACGCGGUAGAUACGCUGGACCAACACGGGGAAGUAGACUGGGGUCCGGCGGGCGUUAUCGGGGAUGCGCGCCCAUAACAGAUGCAAACAUUUGGGGCAUGGCGGCAGCCCCAGUUGCAAGCUUAUGUCGGGCCAAUCGGGAUCCACGCCGCCUCCCCCCCCCACUUUAUUGAUAUGCAAAAUUUUGGUCAGUGUCCGUUGUGCACCAUGGGUUGUGAUGGCACGUCCGGGUGCGGUUUUCGCAGUGCCAGCCACCUUCUUGACUGUCACGACACCAGGCCCGGGUGGGGGAGGAGGAGAGAGUGCGGUAGAUGCAGCGCAAGUCUACUACGACUAUAGAAGGAAUCAUGUGCAAGUCAUCGUCCCUGGUCUCACCCUGCUGUGGGACACACAGUGAAACAUCGAUCACGACAGUCGAACUGCGGGAUUUUUCGUCGAUCAGAAUGUGCAAACUGCUACUGUUAUCUGCCUUCCCUCUUAAAUCUUUUUUUGUAGCUGAAGCAUGAACCAACUGGACUAAUUGGCCUUCCUGGUGGGGAGAUCGCCUCAGGGGAAACAAUCUCCGACGGCUUGACUCGUCUGCUUUCUGCUGAACUCAACGUCAAGCAAGCUAAAUUGCCUGCACGCCACCAUCUAGGCAGCUAUAUGAACGCCCAAGAGGACAAGUGCGUCCAUCUUUUUGCCUCAAAGGUAUGUCACGUUUGCACCUCAUAUGCACCUCAUUUAUUCACCACAGCAUAAACGGUACGAGGGUUGCAUUUCAUGCCACAAGAGAGACAGAGAGAGUGACAAAUUCUCAUGACGCAUCCUGAACGCUGCGCCCAGCUUUGUGAACCAGUGAAGUGCUUCCGAUUGGAACGCUAGGAAAAUCGGUUAAACUGUGGCUCGCUGACCAGUGGUCAUGUGAGACGACUUUCUGAAGGAAUGGUUUCCUGAAGCGCAGUAAAUGGGUUCACUUAUGAAAUGUGCCCAAAAUUACGAAACAUCUCUAAUCUGAGAAAGAUGAAGUGCUUACUGGAUCCAGGGGAUUGUAUUGCUGACGUUUUGAAGAGCUUGGCCGGCUCUCCAUUAUCAAAGCGUUGGGUGAGAAAAUCGAGCGGAAUUUUGAAUAAACGGCCGAAUCUGUUGGCCUUGGUCUGAUCGAUUUUUUCUUCUUUCGCCGCCUUGGCCCUCUACUCUCACGAACACCGACCAAAACUCCCAAUUUAUAAUAAAUGCUCUUAAGUGAAACAAAUCAAUUGCUAGAAAAAAUAUAACCUUCCUCAGAAAUAACAGUUUUCUUACGAAAAACGGAAAUUCCGCAAAUAUUCCCAUGUUACAAUUGAAAAGUCAAGUUGGCGAACGCACGUUUUCGGUAAUUCUUCCUCAGGCCAAUACAAUUACAUGAACGAAUGAAAAUGUACAAAAUCAACAGUGUUUAUAGAUGCCGCCUGGCUAGACAGAGGUGACACCCGGUCGAUUUCGAGUUCUAUUCUCGCGCAUUUAAUCGAUACGAACCACCGAGUCGAUGCCAAGAAAGCAUUUCAGGUUGUCUACCGGACACAAACAUGCUUCUCUAAAGGCCUACGCCAACGGAUACUAGCAACGGCCGAGGCAGUAGCGAUACGGUUAAUGAAUCCGGUGUUAUGCUGUCAGAAAACUCUGACACAAGCGCUUUCGCUGCCGUGGCCAACGCCAACCCCAAGCGAUGAAGCCAUGCCGCCUCAAAUCCCUAAUCACGAUGAUGGGUACUCCAUGUACUCAACCCAAGAUCAUUACUCAAAGACUCUCUUACCCCCCUCCCCUAGCUCUGACGACUAACACCCGCCGACCUUCUCAUGCGGGCGGCGUGGGGAUGAUGAGUGUUAGUGACUUAAUAGCCCUUGAGGCAUCUAUAAACACUGUUGAUUUUGUACAUUUUCAUUCGUUCAUGUAAUUGUAUUGGCCUGAGGAAGAAUUACCGAAAAACGGAAAUAUCGAAAGCUCGAAAAAUCGUGUCAUAUGAUUGAAUUAAGGUUUUGGAAUUACGUUAAGCCAGCCCAUGCAAAUAACUGAGUAAAUAAAACGAAAAAACGAACAACAUAUGAAAUAGUCCUUUAUUGCAGUUUACUUUUAACCAACCUCCAUGAAUGGGCGUAAAACGGAGUAUGACGGUUAGCCAAGUGCUUGUUGUAUGAUUAUAGACUCCAAAACAGUUCCAUGUGAAUUUCCUGUAAUUUUCCCCUUUGUAUUAUUUGAGAUGUAGUUGAUUCAUAUAUAGAGGACAUCGCUUGAUUUCGAUGAUAGAAACGUCGCAAAAAUCAAAGUUUUCACAAAGUCACAUAUCGAGAGGGCGGUCGGUGACUAAGAAAUCUGCAUAAAAUUAGCAGAUUUAAUCACAAGCAUGCUACGUUGAGUGUGAAGAGGACACUUCUUCUGCAGGAGCAGUAUGUGGUUUUUGGUGGCGGUGGGAUCCGUUGAGUUUCAAAGUGUCCUUAGACUAUCAGUGAAUAUUUUGUUGCCUACAGUCAUCUUAAUUGACUGAUCUGAAAAACGGGUUCUGUAAUAUGUUACGGAAAUGCGAAAAUUCCCGUGCAAGGAUUCAGAAGGUUAAUUAGUGAGCAUACGUACGCUUUCGACAAAUCCUCAUUGGACCAGUACAUUUAUAUGUGAGAGGAUCGGGUAAAAGAGGUCAGUGUUUAGAGAAAUCGAUUAAUGUUCGUCUUCACACACAAGCAGGGUGUGAGAAUAGAGGGAGAGGGAUAAUAAGAAGCAGUAAAGUUUAUGGAGAGUCAGUAAAGGGGGAGAGAGCGGGAGGCCGUGAAUAAUUGCAUGCAGUUAAUCUCUAAUGGUAGAAACUGAUAUGAGAAUUUUCGGACGACUUAAACGCUGGACAUUUUGCUCGCUCGUUUAGCCCUUUCAAGUAAAUGCGCUUUUCUCGUGCAGCAAAUGUGUCCACGCAAUUUUAUCAAACAAAAUGUUCAUAACUGUCAGCGAACAUGUACGUUGCCAUAUACUCGGGCAAUUUUCUAUGCCAGCACCUGUACUAGACUUCGGUUACACAUCUGAGCGUGUUUUUCUUUAAGAGGCGAGUAACUUACCCUCGCACAUAAAAGUUGAUUUUUUGUCUGGUGCCAACCGUGGAAACCAGUUUGCUAACACACAAGUUAUUUUUAGAGAACGUUCGGGUGAGCGUUCACACGUGACUCAAACGACCACACAUUCGCUACUUCGAUAAAUGCCCUCAAGAAGUAUCUUCUUUGAAGGUUUUAAUAAACACAUAAUACAGAAACUGCCUUUAUGGACAAUUGAUUGAAAACACCGCAAAUCAUGAAGUAGUCAGCGGCAUUUUAAUGCCGAUAUGUAACUCAGCGUGAUCUGAAACAUAAGUCUAAGCUAAUUUUGCAGAGGAAAAGUUCUCUUUAUAUACAUAAAAUUGUAUGUUGACGAUUACGUCUGUCGACUGGCCUGGAAACGUGUGCCCUUAUGAAAACCAUUAUCCCUAUGACGUUCUUAUCGGCAAAAUCAAGCAAGACCCUGUCUUGCAAAUUCAAAUAUAUUUCGUAAAGAGCACGAACAAGAAGAUGCUUUAUUUCACCCGUUUGAUAGAGCAUCACAUCAUCUUCAUAUUUUAUACUUAGAAAGGAGCAUGAUUAGGUUUUAAAAAGUUUCUAAUUAGGUGCUUUUUAAGACCGUGCAAUGUCCAUUCAUACAGCAUCAUACCUGUCUGUUUACCACUGCUCCUCAUGAAAUGUACAAUAUGGUCCACAUCCAUUGCGAAAUUUCAUGGACUCUAGACGGAAAGAUAUGGGAUUUUCCUUACGCGGAACACAUGCACCAUGUAGACUGAAAUCACUAAGCGCUAAUGCCACGACUGGUCGGGCUCCAAUUUAUUCGGGAAUUAGAAAGCUUUUUUAAAACCUAAUUAUACUCCUUCCUCGAGUAUGAAGGUGAGGUGAUUCUCUACCAAACGUUUGAAAGAAAGCAUAUUUUUGUUUGUGGUUUCUAUGAUAUAUAUCUGAAUUUGCCAAAACCAUCGAAAAUUGGUGUGAAAAAUGCAUGCUACAUAAGUAGUCACUUUUUACCGAGUCCGGUUUCUACAGGAGAUUUCAAGCAGUGCAUGCAAAAGCUGACAUCCUGCUUUCUUGUAGUCAAUCAAUAGAGAAUCACGUCUUCUUUAUAUUUUAUACUUAAGGAAGGAGUAUAAUUAGGUUUUGAAAAAGUUUCCUAAUUGCCGAAAAAUUUGGAGCCUGAUCAUUCGUUGCAUUAGUGCUUAGCGAUUACACUCUACAAGGUGCAUGCGUUCCGCGUAAAGAAAAUCACAUAUUUUUCUAUGCCAUUAAAGAGAUAUUAUACAGAGUCCAUAAAAUUAUGCAGUGAAUGCGGACCAUGUUGUACAUUUCUUGAGGAGCAGUGGUAAACGGCCAGGUACGAUGCUAUGUGAAUGGACAUUGAGCGGUCUCAAAAAAUCUCAUAAUUGGAAACUUUUUUAAAACCUAAUUAUACUCCUUCCUUAAGUAUAAAAUAUAAAGAAGACGUGAUUCUCUAUUGAUUGACUAAAAGAAAGCAUAUUUUUGUUUGUGGUUUCUAUAAGAUAUAUUUGAAUUUGCAAGACCAUCGAAAAUCAACGGAAAAAAUGCAUGCAACUUAAGUAUUCAUUUUUUACCGAGUACGGUUUCUACAGGAGAUUGAAAAGAAGUGCAUUUAAAAGCCGACAUCCUGCCGAGUCCAAAUUGUUAUAAGAGUAUGCCUUUAGAUAAUCAGUAUCACAACUGCGACCAAGUAAUCCUUCCUAAUCGAAAACGCAUUUCAGAAUUUCAGCCAACAUUUCAUGAGAUAGGUCACGCACUGUGUGCUCGCCAAUUAGUCUUCUGUACCAUCUGUGUUCAUCAAAACCUACAAAGUAAGAUAUUUUGAAAGUAUUUCCGGAUGUAGACUCGACAGUUAGGCUGUCGUGAUCGACGAUGUCCACGAUGGAUAGCACGGUGGAAACCCGCACCCACGUGCAUCACCACACCCCUUGGUCCACAACGUACACUGGCCGAGAUUUUACGUAAUAAACUUACCCAAAAUAAAACCAAAUCGUCGAGGAGAGUUAAGUCCACACCGAUCGUCCGUGAUUAAUAUGCCCUUGAUCAAUAAAAAGACCUUCGCUAAUAACACACAUCUUUAAAAAGCUCUUAAUAAGGUAUUUCGCUGACAGGAUAUCUGUGUUUUGCACCUUUUUGUCUAGGUACAGUUAGGGAAAAGUGGGAUCGUUUAGUUAACAUUUUCAGUGUAAAAUACCUAUAGUGUUUCUGUCCCAGGUUAAAGAGCCCACUUUGUCCUUUACACUGGAGCCAUUUUCACAUUUUUUGCUUUCUUUUAUUCACCGUUUUACAGCUAUAAAUAUACAGCUGAACGGACAUAUAAAUAACUACGAGGUCGACGAGUUUUUCACGAUUGGGUCCAAUGGAUUACAUAUUGCUCAAAGUGCUUACGCUCUGCUCGUCCCGCUUCUAAAUUACGUAUGAAUCUAAACUAGCCCACACAAAUAGUUGCUUAUCAUCUGUCCGAAAAUCGAAGUGACCACAUGGUGGUGGGCCUUUUUGUAGUUACUUAUGGGAUAUUUGCGAAUGUCGGGAAAAUAUGGGUAUAUUUAAACAAAGGAUUGCCUGCGGACGUUAGUACUGCUUUUUAGGGCAUGAAAUCAAACUAAUUUAUAAAUUAGAAUUUUUAAAAACGACAAAACUUCUGGCUCUCCAAAUCUAACAUGCUUGUCCCCAUUCUGUUUCACCCGACUUACGCGGGUUAGAAAUCAGUUUCCAAAUGCGUCAAGGUUUGUUUGGGAAAAACGCCCCAGCCUAGUUUAUUCUCCUCUCGUAGAAAGACCCAGAGAAAUGCUCAAACCAAGUCUAGGACAGCUAGUACUAUCAGAAAUUGCCCACCGGGCAACGUUUCCUAAAUUGCAGUCUUGCCAUGUAAUAUGAGCCCCCCAUUUAUGCAUGCCUGCGUAGUUCGUGUGAGAGUCUUCGCUGAUGGUCGUUUUGCUGCCGGCCGUCCAGCGACUCGUCGGGCAGAUCGCAAUUAGGCCCCGCCGUCCCGGGGUUUCCAUGGUUUCGGAUGAAUUUGUCCUCGAGUGUUACGACAAGAGGACAUACUUGAGUACUCAUCGGUCAAGAAAAUUUCGACCGACGGGACAAAUCGUAGAAGUGGUUGAAGUAAAUUAGUGAGGGCUGGUGUGGAGGAGCUGUUAGUCUGUGUCAGCGCACACAUCCUCUGGUCUCCACUGCACAGGACAGAUCCCUCAUGCAGUUGUCUUACCUUUUUGCGGACUAGUGCGCUUUUAUUCCGCUUGUGGUGUUUGGACUACACCCUUGACCAUGACUGCUGUAGGUAUUUGUAAAAGGCAACAUAAUUUGGUGAAGAAUGCAUGGUCUGCGACUGGACUGACAGGUCUCCUUUUCUCGGCGGGUGCGAUGCGUUUUGCGGGGUCUGUCUGGAGGACAUUACUGCCGACGUGAUGAUCACGUUUCUCACGAAGCCUUCCCCCCCUUCCCCGAGGCGCAUGUUUUGCCGGUUGGCGUAGUUGUUGAGAUUCGCGGGGUGAUCGAGAUGUAGAGGUCACAUCAGGCUGAGUGCGUCGCUGAUGCGCAAUCACGAUGGGGCUAGGGCGGGCCACCACCCACUCACUGAGGAUUGACUACAGACGCCAGCCCUCCAACACACACACACAAAGUGCACACACAGGACACGGCUAAAAAAGGACUGUUUUGUAUCCCGUAGCGUCUGCACGACUCCAGCAUUUUGUUUACAGAGCGCCUGACGGCAGUCUAGUGUUUUGCCAAGGCUGUGCGGCACACGCGCUAUGCGCCGUAAGCGUUUUUUAUAUGGCCUUCCGGAUCGCCAGAUUCGUCUGUUUUAAACGCACGCAGGGAGCGGUAUCUACUAUUUCAACGCAGACCACGAAAAUCUUGAGAAGUCAAUCACAAUCCUCAAGCCUUAGAAGAGAGAUGCGGUAGCUGGAACAAUAACUUUAUCCACCUGAUCUUUCGGAUUCGCAGUCAAACCUAUCACCCGACACAGCAUCAUAUAAGUGUAGUAGAUGCGCAGAGGUUGCAGUAUUUAUAGGACGCAGUUGUUGCGUCAUCGCACGCCGAGCAACAUUAGCGUCUCCCGCAAUCAUAGCUGAGGGUUACAUUUGGUGCAAUAAAUAAUUUGAUUACGCGCAACUGGCUAAUUACCCUGACCAGGCAGGGUCCCAGCACUGAAUGUGGAAGGCGAGGACAUCGUGCCUGUCAUUCGACUGUGAGCUGGAGGACCACCACUCAGACAACUCGAGGCUCACGCUCUCGCGAGAAUUCCAGGCUGAUCGAACUUGAAAGUGUGACUGUGUCCCGUCUAGAGAGGCGCGACCCUGGGGACUGACGUCGUUGCUGCUGCGUGCUCGGCCAUCAGCGUCCGAAGCAGUCUCCUAGUGUCUCCGACGUAGUCGCCUUGCCCGCAUCUGCAUCAGAUCCGACGUUUUAUGCGUGACGGUGUGUUUUCCGGCGUCACUGCUUGGCACCUGGUCAGCGUGCAACCCAAGCUCCAAGUGGUGUGAUAAGGCGGCUGACGACUUCUGAAGCACAGUUUGGGACUGUAGGAUUUGGUUUCGCGUCUGAUUUCCGCACGCACCGGUUGAUAAAGAUGUUCAGGUGGCCAUUCACUCCGAGCACUCGUUGAAGGUAUUGCAUUACUACUACUACUACUACUACUACUACUACUACUACUACUACUACUACUACUACUACUACUACUACUACUACUACUGCUACUGCUACUACUACUACUACUACUACUACUACUACUACUAUUACUACUAUUACUACUCCUGCUGUCAUUGCUAUUAACGCUAUUACUACUAUUGCUACCACUAAUACUAUUACUUCUGUCAAAGCUCCGACUACCACUAGUCCGUCGAAGGAAUUGUGGUUCGGGACAACGCAUCCAAAUACGCCGUUACAGUGUACAUAUACAUCAGCGUUCAUAGUUGAUGAGGUGGAUGAAGACAAAUACUUACGUCGUGCUUGUCGGCUUAAUGAGCGCAGUUGAUUUAAGCCAUCACAUACAGACAACGACAUCGAGGGUAACCAGCUGGUUGACAAAGUUACGCGGAAAGCCAUUUGCUCUGAGAAUCCGUCGAAGCUAUUGCAGUACGACAAGUUUACCAACUGGCAGUGUGCGUCAGUAUCCGUAGAACUCCGAUUGAUAACUUCAGUGCGUCAGGCGUGGUCAAAGGCUGACUGACAGAAGUCCAAAUUCUUCAUUGGUUGGCGGAGAGACGAUAACCAAACAAGUGGUGCAUGGGAGAGAAAAGGGAAAGUAAAGUCAACACUGACGAAUCCAUCCCCACAGCACUUAAGCGCUUUCCUAACUCUAGUGGAUCUGACGCACUUACAGCAGGUGGGCUAGUUCAUGAAAUGUCAACCGAAAUUUCGAAAUGCGUUCUCGUUUCGAAAAGAUUAAUUAAGUAGGGUUGUAAAGCUAGUCAUCAUGUUGCAUAAUUAUAUAAUGAUCCAGUUACCUCAGGGUACCUUCUUUCGAACGUACUUAUUACCGACUGCAUGCAAGAAGUAUACCCUGCAAGAAAUGACUACUUACGUAGCAUGCAAUCUUCCCAUUGAUUUUCUAUGACCUCAAAAGUUCAAUUAUAUUUCGUGAAAAAAUUCUUAAAAAUAUUCAUUAUUUUGCUUAUUCGGUAGACAAUCACGUCUUCCUCCAAUUUUGUACCCGAAGAAGGAGUAUAAUUCGGUUUCAAAAAAGUUUCUAAUUGUGAGAUGUUUUAAUACCGUGAAACGGCCGUUCAUAAAAGUUCAUGUAUCUGCAUUUACCAAUGUGGCUUGUAAAGUUAAUCAUAUUGCUUAAAUCCUUUGCUUAAUUUUAUGAACCCCAUAUGGUCUCCUCUUAACAUCGUAGAGAAAUGUACGGUUUUCCGUACACGGAAAAUAUACGGCUUGUAUUUUCGAAACCCUUAAUGCAAGUUUAACUGCAGGUCGGGUUCAGGAUUAUUCGGGAAUUAGAAAAGUUUUUUAAAACCGAAUUAUACUCUUCGUUCAAGUAUAAAAUUGGAAGAAGACCGUGAUUUUCUACCUAAUGAGCAAAAGGAUGGAUAUUUUUAAGCAUUUCUUCAUGAAAUAUAAUUAAACAUUUGAGGUCAUAGAAAAUCAAUGAGAAAAUUGCAUGCUACGUAAGUAGUCAUUUUUUGCAGGAUAUACUUCUUGCAUGCAGUCGGUAAUAAGUACGUUCGAAAGAAGGCACCCUGAGGUAACUGGAUCAUUAUAUAAUUAUGCAACAUGAUGACUAGCUUUACAACCCUACUUAAUUAAUCUUUUCGAAACGAGAACGCAUUUCGAAAUUUCGGUUGACAUUUCAUGAUUUAGCCCACCUAGUUUAAGUCUAUUAGAAAGGAGCAAGAGUCGUUGAUUAGAAGGUUGCCAACUGACAGGGUAAUUCGCUUCUUUUCAAAACUGGAGGGGGGGGGGCGGGCGGUCUGCAACGUCGCCUUACCACGGCCUUCCUAGCAGUCUCACGCAUGUGGGAGAAGAUCCGACCUUAUAGUGGCCUGAUGCACGUGGCGAAAACCGGGUCGCGCUUGGUCCGCGUAGACGGGAUGUUCGGCUUUAUGAGCCGCUGUGCCAACGAACUGCUCUAGUUGUCUUGUCAUUAGAGUAAGGUGGGUGGGACAGGGGGCAGCGCAGUAGAUGUUACGCAAGCCUGAUUCACUAGAAUCUGAUUGACGUGCAUGCCCUUGGUACCGCACGCGCGUGGCAACAUCUGUCGCGUUCACGUGCCUUAUGGAUCACGGUGGCUGUAAAAAUUCCAACCGAAGCAAUGGGUUCUUCGGUUGCACUACACGGUUGUGGGACUCUGCUUAUGGCAAUUACUGUCUUGCGGAUCCCUCCUUUUGAUUGUGUAUGCGUUGUUAGAUAAGGUACUCGGGUCGUUCAUUCACCUAGUCCAGGUGCAGGUUGUGCGUCCUUCCUGUAGCCUGUCAUACUGCGCUGUGAUACCACAUCUGUAGGUGUCAUUUACUCCGUAAGCCCAUCUGCCAUUCUAAAUUUUCCUUUUCCCGCAUGCUGUGCAGAUAACACACUCAGAACUGAAGCAGCUCCUGCUUUCAGCACUCGUGUCGCCCUCUUUCGGGCUCGUUAACGGCGGUUACUCUCUCCUCCCCAUAUCUGCUACCUCUGGCGGAACCAACAUCAGUGCGCUGUCCCGGUACCUGGCCUUCGGCCUCUCCCCCACAACGCCCUACGUGGACAUGGCUUGUUCUCCGCGUGCCGUCUCCGUCCUUCGCGGCAAUACCUUUCAACUGCUGCACACGGCUCUCCUCACCCCCCAGCUGGGCCCUAUCCUCACGCCCGCGGAGUAUACUGAGGAGCUGAAGGCCGCCUGCUCACUGGUCAGUAAUGCAGCCAAUUACCAAGCCCGGGAACUGGAUGUCAGUCACAGAGACCGCUCAAACCAGCCGCCACUGCAGGUGUAA
Spirometra erinaceieuropaei is the source of this 19923-nucleotide messenger RNA. The record is from the annotation of a GenBank genome assembly. NCBI's taxonomy places the organism in Eukaryota, Metazoa, Platyhelminthes, Cestoda, Diphyllobothriidea, Diphyllobothriidae.